AUGUGUGUAAUGAGAAUAAACGUUUGGUUUCAUAUAAUAAUAAUGAUUAAUAUAAUGAUGGUGUUACCGGUGAGCCUGAGGAGACUCGACGAAGCUUUCUUCUUACAGAGUGUUAGCCGGGCUCGCUGCUCCUCGCGCUGCCUCAGCCUGCACCUCACGCGCCCUUCAUCCUCCAAACGCUCUCAGUGUCUGGAACCCUGCAAAGCAUCAUGGGAUCUCAGAGAAAAUAAGUGUCAGGAUUUAUGUAAGACUCUUUACCCUAAUAAACACGCCGAGUGCUCGGUGAGCUGCGAGUUCUUCCUCUCGGCGGAUACGGUGAAGCAGGGGACGUGUCCUGCUCCAGAUCGUGCCAGCGGUUUCGCUGCUGCCUGCGUGAACAGCUGUGAGAGCGACGCCCACUGCUCCUUAAACAACAAGUGCUGCUCGAACGGCUGUGGGCGAACCUGCCAAACUCCAAGAAAUGUUUAUAAAGGAGUUCCUUUGAAGCCCAGAAGUGACCUGAUGUUUGUGGAAUUCCCCCCGAGACAGUUAGAAAUCCGCUGGUCCUCAAAAUUUAAUAUUUCGCUUGAGCCGGUGGUUUACGUUGUACAGCAGCGCUGGAACUACGGCAUCCAUCCCAGUGAAGACGAUGCGACCCCAUGGCAGGACGUGGCACAGGUCACUGAGGAGCGGGUACAGUUGGUGGGUAUCAGACCCGGUAGGUGGUACCAGUUCCGUGUUGCAGCUGUGAACAUACACGGCACUCGAGGAUUCACUGCACCGAGUAAACACUUCCGAUCUUCUACAGAUCCGUCUCCUCCUCCACGUCCAUCGGGUCUGAAGGUGUCCAACAUGACCACAGAUCCUGACGGUCUGGUGACGGCUCGUUUAGACUGGACGCUUCCUGAGGAGCCCGACGUCCCUGUGCAUCACUAUAAAAUCAUCUGGAGCUGGAACGGUCCGGCCAGAUCCGUCCCAACUCUCCAAAAGAAACGGAGGAAGAGCGUCGAGGGGGUGAGGAACUGGGUGGAUCUGGAAGGUCUGAUGGUGAACAGUACUUACACAGUGGAACUACAGGCCAUAUCGUACUGGGGUCAAACACGCCUGAAAAGCUCCAAAACGUCUCUACAGUUCAACACAACUCAUCCCAAUCUGAUGAGGUUCAGGAAGAAGGAGGAAGUUUCUGUACCAGAGAAGAAACCGAACAGCUUAGUGGAGGUUGGAACUCCGUAUUACCUGGACGGGCGGCUACACGUCCAUGUUACCUGGACAGAAGCUAAAGACAUGGCGAGUCGUUACUACGUCCAGUGGAGCCCUGAACACUGCAACCAUAACCAGACCAAAACACCAGAGAAAUCCACCACUCAGGAGAAGCACAUAAACCUGGCCGUGCUGCUCUUCUCCUGUAGAUACAGACUGAUGGUUCAUCAAGUGAAAGCUAAGAAACAUUCUGAAGUCGGCACCACCACCUUCAUCACUCCGUCCUGCUCUAGCGUCCACAGUACAUCUCACCGAUCCUCCGGGGUCUGCCCCCCACAUACAGGAGCUCUGAAGGUUUUAUCUAAGGUGGAGAAUCUGACGGCGUCCUUCAGCGCUACCGCUCGAAACAUCACCGGAAAGUUCUCAUGGCUAAUCUCCCAACAUCAUCAGCCAAUCAUAGGCUUCCAGGUCACAUGGGCAGACAUCACAGCAUCCAAUCAGCAGAUCAACCUUCCAAACAGCAUCAUAUCCCAGUCUCAGAUCCUUCCUCCUAAUCAUAACUUUUUGACCUUGAGGAACCUCAGAUCUAGUUCCUGGUACAGAGUAGAGGUGAAGGUGAUCACUACACAUGGAGAAGGACCUGCUGCCAUCAAGAUGUUCCUCACACCCGGUGACACCUCAUCCAUCCAGCACAGACCCAAACUACAUCAUCAACAUCCAGAACAUCAGAGACACUCAGCAGAACAUCACUGAUACCAGAACAUCUCAUCCUGCACAGCAUCUCCAGCAACUGGUUCUGCACUUCUUCUCCAGUCAGAACAGCAGAAUCUGAACUGGUUCCAGUAAAACUGCAUCUGUUUGGGUUUGAUGUGGAAGUUUGGGGCUGAGUGUGCUUCUGACUGGACUGUUUUUAUAUUCUGGACUGGUCACUCUUGGCUCUGAGUGGUUUCUGUGUGUACUUUACUGGUUUCUUACUGGUAAAGUUGCUUCUAGGCCAUAUUGGUUCUGCUGUGUAUCCCAGCAGUGGACUGGUCCUGCUAGUGCUGUAGUAAACAGUACGUUUUAUUAUGGUUUAGUUCCACACUAUGUAGCGGACAGGAUGUGUGUGUGUGUGUGUGUGUGUGUGUGUGUGUGUGUGUGUGUGUGUGUGUGUGUGUGUGUGACUGUUCUAGCAUUAGCAGAAAUCUCUGGAUAUGAGGGAAAAGUGAAGAACGCUGGAGCUGAACGCUCUGCCAUCAGAAAGGAUCAGACACGUACAACAGUGCAGCCAGACACAUCAGAGAGAACUGAAGCAAACACAGGUGUUUGAUGGAACAGUUGAUCAGAACACAAGGUUUAUCCACCAGGUCCUCGUGUGUUUGAUCUUUUACGUUAAACAUGAAUGUAAAUAAAAUAUCUGCACUGUUUAAUACAGAGCUGUGCUAACAGAGGAAAUCAAACUCCUAUCAUUUAUCUGUACAUCGAUAUAAACACCGCUCAGUAUUAGUAACGGUAUGUAGCUGCACCCAUCAGUAACAGCAUGUAGG
Messenger RNA from Trichomycterus rosablanca, 2705 nucleotides. RefSeq names its product anosmin-1 (gene anos1). Bases 1 to 1932 code for a protein of 643 amino acids. The record is from RefSeq and is a predicted model, not a curated record. Lineage: Eukaryota; Metazoa; Chordata; Actinopteri; Siluriformes; Trichomycteridae. The transcript is spliced from 14 exons. Gene Ontology annotation, molecular function: peptidase inhibitor activity; protein binding. Gene Ontology annotation, cellular component: extracellular region; cell surface. Gene Ontology annotation, biological process: neuron differentiation.